This is a messenger RNA of Uranotaenia lowii, 4746 nucleotides long. RefSeq names its product protein-tyrosine sulfotransferase (gene Tpst). The record is from RefSeq and is a predicted model, not a curated record. The transcript has 7 exons. Gene Ontology annotation, molecular function: protein-tyrosine sulfotransferase activity. Gene Ontology annotation, cellular component: Golgi apparatus. Gene Ontology annotation, biological process: peptidyl-tyrosine sulfation. Bases 2276 to 3541 code for a protein of 421 amino acids. Lineage: Eukaryota; Metazoa; Arthropoda; Insecta; Diptera; Culicidae.
AAAUCGAAAGAAAGAAGGCAGUUGGUCGUCUUCGUCGUAGUAGUUCGUUCGGUCGUGUUGUUUCAGUCAGUGAAGAAUCCGGAAUCGUCUCAUCACCAACUCCCCCGGGGGAGCCAGCUCGUUGUUUUGGGAUCCGUGAAGGAAGCAACUUUGUGUUACAAACAUAUUGUGGUGCUAAUUGAUGAACGCGCCCGCCGCGUACGGAACUUUUUCGCGAUCCGCUAGAAGAAGUCUCGAAUUAUCGACGACAGUUGCCUAGGAAAAGUACCAAAGUAGGCUAUCGGUGUGGUGUGUGGUUUAGAAAAUUUGUGGCUAUUAUCAGUGUUUUCAGAUAGAUGACCAACAUCAUCGGAUCGGUAGCAUAAGUGUUCUAGGAGAAGUUGAAUUUUUCCAAAAGAAAAAAAAAAUCUCAGUGAGAGUUAUGAAGCUUUUGAGCAAACAACAACGUCGUGUUCCAGUUAGAUCAACAUCGACUCGCAAUGGGAACAGCUACAUCUAAACAUGAGUUUGAGGAAGGGGAAGGGAGAACGUGUGGCUAAACGCGUCCCGUACGCGUGCUAAUAGAUUUAACACGAGCGCUUCGAUUUUUUUUCUGCCCUCAAAGGCAACCAUUCGAUGUUUCGACUUCUCGAAACAUUUUGCUCGAACAAUUGAGAGUUGUUGGCUUACGAGUUGUUGUGUUGCCUUGAAUCGUCAUCGAAUCUUGAGGCCGUUGGGAAACUGCUCCAGAAGUUCGAAACACCCGUUAAUCGCAUUCACCAGAGCGUGAAAUAAUAAUAAAGAAGGAAAAAAAGCAAGUGAAGAAGUGAAAAAACAGAACGGCGCUAAACCUCCAUAUCGUUGCUUUCGGUAUUAAACCGAAUCAAAAUAUCGACUUCCAGCAAACGAGCUCCCCGUCGUCUCGCGAGUGUUUUUACCUCCGGAAUCGCUCUUCCGCUCGGAGUCUUCCGCCCACCAUAACAAAGUUGAGUUGGCGCUAGCUAGGGAAAAAAAGUGAUGUGAAAAGUUCUGCCAAAUUCAGCUCCCGGUGUUUUUUUUCCAACCGCCUUUCUCUAUUCUAUAAGGGGAGAGGUGGAAUCAAUGCGUGAAUAAAAAAAAUAAAAAAUACAAGCCAUAUAGCGCGUAGUACCGAUCCAACCUACGAAAAUUCUCGUUUGAAACGCUCGAAACACAUUGUCGCAGUAGGCGAUAAAAGGAUAACGACUUUUCCCCGGAGUACGAGUAGUAGAACAGAAGUAGGUACCGAAAAAAAUAUUGGGCAAACAAACGACGGCGAAAACAACAACAACAACACCACUACAUCGUCAUCUCCUAGAAGAGGCUAUGUAGUAGCUUCUACAGAGUCAAUCGGGGAGGACGGGGUCCAGUCCAAUGGAGUUUCCCGAAUCGGGAGAAUCGUCGAACGAGCUAGAAAGCCUAGUAGAACGACGAUCGGUAAUCACCACCAGAGGCAAAAGCACCAUUGGGGAGGUGUCAACGUUUGUUGCUGUUGUUGUUGGUGAAAGGCUGCCCGCUGUUGCGGCAAAUUUGGCGGAGCAGGACUUUUUGACGACUAACUGGCCCCUCGUCGACAGAGGUACCACCACCGAUAGGAGGCGCUGCUGCUACUACUAGAAGCUGUUUCGGACAUACAAGGGGAAUUCACAAGUAGCUGCUACUGGAAAGAAUCUUCCCAACCAAACAAAAAAAAACCAUCGAUACCAAGAGCGUUUGCAAAACCAAUUAAGUCGGAAGUGUGUCAUCAUCAUCCCCUUGGCAGCAUCACCACAGCCGGUUGCGGGAAGUUGCUCUCUCUAGUCUACGCGCUAAUCAGAUCAAAAGAACCCGAGCCGCCGAAAAUAUCGGCACCAAAACAUAUCCACCCAACAGUCAGCCGAGACGACGAAACGAGUAAGAGACACGUUUAAAUCAAUAAUCCUCUCGGCGAUAGAUACACUCGAACGAAUAAGCCAGCUCCUCGUAAAUCUAGGAACUCGUCCCAGGGUUGUGGAAAAGCCACAGCACACUCGAAAUCAAUCAAUCAGCCGUCAAUCUCGAAGACCUGGGGAGUCCGGAGGAGCAGGAAGCCGGAGAGAUCCAACAAAGUCUGACACUGAUUAAGUGCCGAUACCCCGACCCGAAAGAGCGAAAGAGUGCUUGUGAUUCCUUCUCCGGAUAUUUGGGAUAGCACUUUCAAGAACAAUUCCCAAUAGGACGCGUGAUCAAUACAUCGAGUGGAGUGGCCAAUUGUUGCUGGCCAAAAACCAAAGCAAAAACUAACACCAGCCAGCAAACCAUGCGGUUGAUGAUGCGGAACCGGAAGGUGCUUCUGGGGAUGGCCGGGGCCAGCUGUAUCCUGUUGCUAAUGUUCCUGAAGUGGUCCGAGCUGGGGGCGCGCUGUUUGCUUCGGGAUUCAGCUGGCGGCGAUGAUCUCAAUGGAGCUCCCGGGGGCGCUUCAAUGAUUCGGGACGAUUUUCUACUGGGAGAAGAAGCCCAUAGCUUUCGAUACCACCGGAAUAUGCCACUGAUAUUUAUCGGAGGAGUGCCCCGGUCCGGGACGACCCUGAUGCGGGCCAUGUUGGAUGCGCACCCGGAAGUGAGGUGUGGCCAGGAGACGCGUGUCAUACCGCGAAUUUUGCAACUGCGGUCCCACUGGAUGAAAUCGGAGAAGGAAUCCGUGCGGCUGGAAGAGGCCGGAAUCACCAAGGAGGUGCUGAACAGUGCCAUCGCGCAGUUUUGUUUGGAAAUCAUCGCCAAACAUGGGGAGGCGGCCCCUCGACUCUGCAACAAGGACCCCCUCACGCUCAAGAUGGGGUCCUAUGUGAUUGAGCUGUUUCCGCAGGCCAAAUUCCUGUUCAUGGUGCGGGACGGCCGAGCCACGGUUCACUCGAUCAUCAGCCGCAAGGUAACGAUUACCGGAUUUGACCUUUCGAGCUACCGGCAGUGCAUGACCAAGUGGAACCAAGCGAUCCAGACGAUGCACGAGCAGUGCAAGGAAAUUGGGAAGGAUCGCUGUAUGAUCGUGUACUACGAGCAGCUGGUGCUCCAUCCGGAGGAAUGGAUGCGCAAGAUCCUGAACUACCUGGACAUCCCCUGGAACGAUUCGGUGCUGCACCACGAGGAGUUCAUCAACAAGCAGAACGGGGUGGCACUGUCAAAGGUGGAACGUUCCUCAGAUCAGGUUAUCAAGCCGGUGAAUCUCGAGGCACUGUCCAAAUGGGUAGAUCACAUACCGGAGGAUGUAGUACGGGAUAUGGCCGAAAUUGCCCCGAUGUUGUCGGUUUUGGGCUACGAUCCUUACGCAAAUCCACCGGACUACGGAAAACCGGACUCGUUUGUACAAGAAAAUACUUACAAGGUCCGUUCAAACCCCCAAAUGUGGGAGCACAAGGUGAAGGAGUUACUUAAUCGCGAGGACGAUGUGCCGGCAGCCGGAGGAGGUCCUCUGAACCCACCACGAUACAACAAUAAUAACAAUAACGCCAAUAACAACAACGAAGAUGAGGACGAUUAUGGCGGCGGCAACAGUAAACUGAAGCGACAGGAACGGAGCAAAACGUGAUAUUAGUCAGUACACGCGCGUAGUUCUGAAACGAGUCGUAGUAGAGCUUAGAUUUUUUUGUACUAAAUAGGAAAAAAAAAUCGACAAAUCGGUCAUCGCAAAAGGGGGAAAAAUUAAACCCAAAAAUCGGAACUUUGUCCAACAAAGCUGUUAGCAAGAAGGAUUUCAAAUCUGAGCAAAAAGUAAGGAAACAAACGAACCGAAUCGGUUGACUUAAAUUUAGUGAGCUAGCCCAAAAACUUAAUUUCAAAUUGUUUGUGCGAAUCAUUCAAUCAUAAGUACAAUUAAUUGUAUAUUGGCGUAUAGUUAAAAACUGAAAUAAUUGUAAAGAUAGUGAAGAAAAACUUAAUUUUGCGUCUAACUCGGGUUAGCACAAAACAAAAGAAGGUUGAAGAAAGGCUGAGUGAGUGAGCGAAGCGAAGCCACGCUCGAUGAACAUGAUUGAGCUGCUUGAGGAAGCGCUUAAUUUUACACGAUGCAUUUUAUUCUCUUGCUGUGAAAGUUGUAAAACACACACAUUUUAGAAGAUGAGCUUCCACCGGAACUAGACCGAAUAGAGCUAAACGACGAAACAAUAAAUUAAACAAAAACGGAAUGGAUGUCUGUGGUUGAUUCCUGUAAAUUCUGCAGCGCACUUUUUAACCGCAGCAAACGAGCAAAUCACAAUCAAUCAGUUACUAGAAGAGAAGGCUUGCGCUUGGGAGUCAAGCCGCGUGUUAAUUAUCGAGAAAAAAAAACAGAAAACCAAGUCUGUAGUCCUAAAAAUAUCAAGAAGCAACUAGAAUGACUGUAAAUAAUUUGUAUGUACAUGAGAAGUUAUGAUAGACUUACCCCCUCAGGGAGGGGUUCAAAACCAGCAGAACUUCCCAAUCGGAAGGAGCUGUAACGUCGUUUACCAGAGGAAGUAAAACACGAUUGAAUUUAAAAAAAUCAAAAUCAAACUGCCGCUUAUCGCGCAAAUCACAAAAAAACGAAACCAUAAGAGAGAAAAGGUUAAGAAACCACAACCACAAUCAAUGGAAAUAGGAAGCGGAAGAAGGAGUGUGGAUGCUCUAGUGUUUUAAAAUAUGUGUAUAAAAUAAUUAUAGAGAAAAGAAAAAGAUAGUAACGAAGAGUAAACCAACGGCAACAAACCAAUCUACUAAACGAAAAACAAUUAUUAAAUGGGGCACAUUUUCGCUUCUUCAAUGUUGGAAAAAUAGCUG